Messenger RNA from Aspergillus versicolor CBS 583.65, 889 nucleotides. RefSeq lists its product as uncharacterized. The coding region runs from base 31 to 702 and encodes 223 amino acids. The transcript is spliced from 2 exons. The record is from RefSeq and is a predicted model, not a curated record. NCBI's taxonomy places the organism in Eukaryota, Fungi, Ascomycota, Eurotiomycetes, Eurotiales, Aspergillaceae.
ACUAGGUAUAUAGGGCCAGAUUGAGCCAAAAUGUCAACCCGUCUUGUAAAUUGCUCACGCAUUCUACAGAAGAGAUUUGUAUUUCCAAUUCAGUAUCGCUAUAUAUCCCAGUCACGCAUCGCUAUGGCGCCCACCAUUACCGACGCAAUCACCAAAGACCAUCGCGAGCUAGAGGACUACUAUAACAAGAUCCUCAGCGCGAGCACCGACAAGGAAAAGACCCAAUGGCAGAACCAAUUUACCUGGGAACUCGCCCGGCACUCCAUCGGCGAGGAACUUGUCGUAUACCCUGUAUUCGAGAAGAGCCUCGCCGAUGGCCAGGCCAUGGCCGACAAGGACCGGAGAGAACAUAACUCAGUCAAAGAAGAGCUGAAGAAAUUCCAAAAUAUGAAAGCCACGGACCCAGAGUUCGAAUCGACCAUCAAAGCCCUAAUGGCGGAUCUCUCCAGCCACAUCAAAGAGGAAGAGCAACAGGACCUGCCGAAGCUGGAGGAUGCGAUUUCCAGAGAAGAAAGCGAGAAGCUGUCAACAUCCUUUGGCCGUACUAAAAUCUUUGUUCCUAGUCGCUCGCAUCCGAGUGCCCCUGAUAAGCCGCCGUUUGAGACGGCUGUUGGCUUGUUGGCGGCGCCGAUUGACCAUCUGGCGGAUCUGUUUCGAACUUGGCCGCAUACCUCUGGGAUGCCGAAUCCGUCUUCCAAGUAGCUAGCCUAGUAUCUGAUUGUAGCAAGUGAAGAUAAAAUGGGGUUUGGUUUGUUGUAUUUGACCGGUUCGUACGACAGGAGCCCGGGCUACCGUCGUCAUGUACUACUAGUAACUUCAUUUGCGUCAAUUUAAUUUAUUUCGCAGUCUAGUUAUAGCUGAGUGAUAUGUAGUAGCCUGUCACUACUGA